AUGGGCAAGCAAAGGAGCACUCUCCGGGAGCGUCUCACACGCGCUAUCUCCGGACCACCACGCAUCCCGGUAAGCAAUCGGCCUUUCGAGGCAACAGCACAGCCGCCACCACCGAAACAACCGGGCACUCAGGGGAUCAGUCAACCGCCCACCACCAUCCGGGAGACAACGUCGCCGACGCACGAAGUACGACGACCACCGACCAUCCGCCAGUGGACCUGCUCUCGGCAGGAGCGCCUCUACGAGCCGGCUCCCGCCGACACAGCUGCUGCCCGUCAAGCCGCGCUCCUGGCCACAUUCGAAUCCACAUUGUUGGACCUCGACGACGACGAUGACGACAACAACAACGGCCACGAGGAGGCCACCGGGCGCACGACAACCCCGCCCAACCCCAUACCGGACAUCGCGUCACUGACGAUCGCGGGACCCAGCACGGUUCCGCCAGGGACGGCCCCACCAGCGCCGCCGCCGCUCUCGACGCUACCGACGCCGCCGCCAACGCCGCGACCCACACUGCCCCCGACGCCGCUGCCGACGACGCCCGCACUGCUGCCGACGCCGGGGUAUUUCACCGGACCGCCACCACCAGCGACGUCCUUGAUGACGUCACCGCCGCCCGGACCACCGAUCCCAGCGACCAUCGCUACACUAGGGGAACCCUUUCCCGAGGACGCCUUCCGGACCGUGCCGUGGGACCGCAUCCGUUCGGGGCAACGAGUGACACAUACAUAUUUAUUUAACUACAGCGAGGAGACUAAAGAAAAUGGAUUGAUUCUGGUUCUAGACGCACGUCGCAGUGCAUGGCGUGUAACUAGAUCUUGUAUUAGACUUUCUACGAAUCUUAUAGGAUCUAAAGUUAUUUCCGUAAUCGUAAUACGGCCUGAUGGUUUUUGGGAUAAACGUGUCGAUAGCUGUACUAAAUCGCAUAAAAAAGGCGAACCAAUAUACGUUACUCUAACGCGAUUGCAUGUUUACGUUGAUUUUUCUCAAUUACCAUACGAAUUAACAGGUAACAAGCCAUACAAUCACGUCGAAUGGAUUAAGAAACGUAUGAAAAUAGAAGAUUAUUCAAACGAUGCGUUAGAACUUGUAUUAAAGAUGACAGAUUUACAUCAAAAAUUGAAUUCUCUUGAUAAUAUUCGUAUCACGCAAUCAAAUGAUAUAGAAUCUUAUUGGGAGAUAGGCACAGAAUUGUUAUCAACAGCACGUCAUAUACUUCAAUCAGGUAGAAAUCUAGUGAGUUCUAUGAGUAGAGAAUCUUCUAAGGAUAUUUUGGAUACCAUUAAAGAAAUUCAUAAACUACUCGAUUCUAUUGAAAUAAAACAGAUAGACAUUGAAAAUUCAUGGGCAAAGAUGGAAAGAAAUUUGGAUAUUGCCAGAGUAAUCGAAGAUCUUGAACAAGGUGUCUCGAGUGUUACUGAUUGGAUUUUGGGUCCAGCUGACACAAUGUUGAACUCCUGUUAUCAAGUUGGUUUCGAUGUUUCUUCAUCUGAGGAACUUAGAAGACAGCAUGAAAAAAUUGAACUUCAAUGUCGGGAGACCUAUGGGCGAUAUGCAGAAUUACUUCAUAAAAUAGAUAACUUACCUAAAAAUAGAUUACCAGAAGAUCUAAAAUCUCAGAGAGAUUUCAUGAACUUUGUUUGUCGUAGCUUCGCUUCACGACUCGAAAGACGUAGAAAUGUAUUAAUAACUUCGCAAAGAUUCUUUAGACUUGUUUCUGAGUACUUUGAUAGAACGAGUGAAGUAUUCGAACAGUUAGUUAUGGGCAACAGGAAUUGCAAUUUCUCUCAAGCAAGCAUUAAGCUUUUAACUUUAGAAAGAAGUCAAACAGUUUUAGAUUGUUUAGAACGCGAGCUUGUUAAAGAAGGUGAAAAAUUGUCGGAUAUUCUUUCUAUGCCUGUAAAAGAUGCCCUUGGUCGAGAAGUCUAUAUAAAUUAUGAUGAAGAUAUUGUCAACGUAAAAGAUAUAUUGGAUGCAACAAAUGCCAGAAGAAAUAUAUUUAAUGACAGCGUGGAAUUACAAAAGUUGUCGCUAAAACAAAUAGCUUUGAUAUACAUGUACGAGAGCGAUGCUGAACAAGCCGUUAACUGGUUAUAUGAUUUAUUUAAUGUUUUACUUCGCAAUCAUAUAGAAGUUGGAUGUAAUGUAAAGGAAAUACAAUCGCAAAAAGAGGAACACCAAUCUUUCCAGGAAACAGCAAAAGGUAUUUACGAAUAUGGUGGACAAUUGGUGAAUGGAGCGCGUGUACUGAGAUUAUCUUGCAGAAUAUCUUUAGAGAGUAAUGCUAAUCUAUUUUCAAAAUUACGACAGUCUUGGCGACAGUUUCGAUUUGUUAGUCAGGAACAAUUAACCAGACUACGAGUAUGCGCUGUUUUUCACAGAAACGUUGAAGAUCAUUGUAUUGGGUUACAAAAUUUGGUGGAAACAGUGACGAUCUUAUAUCACUCUGUAAAAAAUAAAGACGUGGCGGCCAAAGCACGCGUCAAAGAGAAUAUAAAAUAUAUACUUGAUAACCGAGAGAAACUUUUAUUGGAAGUUGGUCGUAUGGUAAGAUUGGGUCGUCUUCUCAAGACGAGGUUGAAGGAACCUCUUUAUCAUCAGCCGUAAGUAUAACGAGAAAUUAUCUCGCAUUUAAACAUAAUUGUAUAGCAAUAAUAAAUUUUUUCCUAUUCUAUUAAUUUGAAGAUAUCAGGUUUAAGAUGUUAUGAAACUUAUUAUACAAUUAUACAAUUAUAAUUAGGAUGAGACACAAUUGUAAAAAAUAAAAGGUAAUAAAGUAAAUCUAUAAAAAUGUUAUAAUA
Messenger RNA from Monomorium pharaonis (pharaoh ant), 2801 nucleotides. Its product is annotated as SEC14 domain and spectrin repeat-containing protein 1-B. NCBI's taxonomy places the organism in Eukaryota, Metazoa, Arthropoda, Insecta, Hymenoptera, Formicidae. The transcript has 12 exons. The record is from RefSeq and is a predicted model, not a curated record. The coding region runs from base 1 to 2607 and encodes 868 amino acids.